Messenger RNA from Clupea harengus (Atlantic herring), 2792 nucleotides. It is a transcript of the gene klhl27, whose product is annotated as kelch like family member 27. NCBI's taxonomy places the organism in Eukaryota, Metazoa, Chordata, Actinopteri, Clupeiformes, Clupeidae. Gene Ontology annotation, molecular function: actin binding. The record is from RefSeq and is a predicted model, not a curated record.
AAUAAAAACAAUUGCAUUUUCCGCUCGGCGGUCGAUGUGUUUGGCCUAGCAAAAACAUUUGGGCUGCGGACACCAGAGCAAUAGAUUGUAAACACGGAAGUUGCCCCAACGGACGCGAUGUUACUGAUGGAGAGGAGUCAAAAGAGUUGUAAAUUACGGAAACAUAUUUGAUCAGGUCUAGUGUUGGAUGGUGUGCCUGUGUGCAUACACCCGGGCUGUGGAGUGGUAGGAGGAAGCUUGCAGCUGCUGUCACUGUCAGCAGGUUGAUGUCCUCGGGCUGUCGGCCCAAGACAUCUAACACCCCGCCUGCCUCUGCAUCCCACUGUAUGGGUGACACGUCGGGCGUUGUCAUGUCAGGCCACACCUCGGAGCGGGCUCUCUAUGCCUCAGAGCAGCACGCACGUCUGCUACUGGCCCAGAUGAACAAGAUGCGCCUCCGCACAGACUUCUGCGACGUGCGGCUGUGUGUCGGCGGCCGCGUCUUCGGGGUGCACAGGCUGGUGCUGGCUGCCAGCGGGCCCUAUUUCGCAGCACUCUUUUCAGGGGCGAUGAGUGAGGCCCACGAGGAAGAGGUGCGGAUAGAGGGCGUGGAGGCCGAGGUGUUUGAGAAGCUGCUGGAGUUUGUGUAUACAGGCUCCAUUGAUGUGACAGUAGACAAUGCGCAGGAGCUGAUGGUGGCAGCAGACAUGCUGCAGCUGAGCGAGGUGGUGGCCAUCUGUGGGGAGUUCCUUCGAGGGCAGAUGGACGCCACCAACUGUGUCGGGUUCUUCCAGUUCCUGGAACAGAUUGCCUGCAUGGACCUGCUCGAGUUCACAGAAAACUUCAUUCAUGUUCACUUUCUUGAGGUGUGCACAGCCGAGGAGUUCCCCAACCUGACUAAGGACCAGCUGGUGAAGCUGCUGCGCAGUGAGGAGCUGCGGAUUGAGGAUGAGUACCAGGUCUUCACAGCCGCCAUGGACUGGGUUCUACAGGACGUGGCCCGCAGGAAGAAGCACGUGGUGGAGGUGCUGGAUGCGGUUCGCUUCCCCCUUCUGUCGCCGCAGAGGCUGUUCAAAUACAUUGAGGGUGUUUCUGACUUCAGCCUGCGGGUGGCGCUGCAGACUCUCCUGAAAGAUUACACCGAGGUCUCCAAAUCCCCAAAGGAGAACAAGAUCUUCAGCCUUCUGCAGCCAGCCAAAACCAGACCCAGGAGAAAAGCCCGGAAGUACCUCUAUGCUGUUGGAGGGUACACGCGUCUGCAGGGCGGGCGCUGGAGUGAUAGUCGAGCGCUGAGCUGUGUAGAGCGCUUCGACUCCUUCAGUCAGUACUGGACCACAGUCUCCUCCCUCCACCAGGCUCGCAGCGGCCUGGGAGUCGUUGUGCUCGAGGGAAUGAUCUACGUGGUGGGAGGGGAGAAGGACUCGAUGAUAUUUGACUGCACUGAGAGGUACGACCCAGUGACCAAACAGUGGGCUGCAGUGGCCUCGCUGAAUUUCCCACGCUGUGGAGUGGGUGUUUGCCCGUGCCACGGAGCACUGUAUGCAUUAGGUGGUUGGAUUGGUUCAGAAAUUGGCAAGACCAUGGAGAGGUAUGAUCCUGCCGAGAAUAAGUGGGAGGUCAUAGGAACCAUGGCAGUACCUCGCUACUAUUUUGGCUGCUGUGAGUUGCAAGGCUUCAUCUACGUGAUCGGCGGCAUCAGUGAUGAGGGGACGGAGCUGCGCUCGGCAGAGGUGUACGACCCCAUCUCACGCCGCUGGAGCGCGCUGCCCGUCAUGGUGACCCGCCGUGCAUACGUGGGCGUGGCCAGCCUCAACAACUGCGUCUACGCGGUGGGCGGCUGGAACGAGGCCCUGGGCUCACUGGAGACUGUGGAGAAAUACUGCCCUGAGGAGGAGAAGUGGGUGGAGGUGGCUCCCAUGUCAGUGGCGCGUGCUGGAGUGACGGUGGCAGCGGUGAACGGACUGCUUUACGCGGUCGGUGGACGCGUGUCCAGCAGAGACUUCUCGGCGCCGGUGACCGUGGACUCGGUGGAGAUCUACGACCCCCACUUGGACACCUGGACAGAAAUAGGCAACAUGAUCACCAGCAGAUGCGACGGGGGUGUGGCUGUGCUUUGAGAGGCCUCCGUGCCUGUGGGAACUUGGGACUUGAGACGGACUGACUGAUUGCACACAGCUAAAGGAUACAAGGAUGUGAGGCCUAUCAGAGGAUGGGUCCUUGUGAAAACCAGCAGACAAAACCAGUCCUUCAUGACUAUUUGGUGCACCAGUUUUAUCAGAGACCUGCAGCACUUAAAUAUCAAACAUUUCAUUUGAGAGCCUUUCGCAUUCAACAGGAUCUUCACUGAACUGUAGUGUUGCCCUCAUGUCUGACUGAUAGCCGUUUACAUGAGACAGUAGAACCUUCAUCUCAAAAUAAUGCCAGGCUAUUUAAACUUUGUAUUUUAUUAGACGUCUACAUUUUGUGUAUUGUCUCACUGAUAGACAAAUGCUUUAUUCCGUCUCUAAUGUCAAACCCUGAAAUGAACUUUAAAAAAAAAUACAGGGUCUCUCUGAAGGCUUAACACCAUGACAACUUAGUUUAGGAGGUUGCCUGUUGUGAAAACACAUUACAGCACGUCAUACCUAAAAUGCUGUUGAUUGGUGCGAAUCUAACCUUUCACAUAAAACAUUUCAGCUAGUUUAGAAUCACUUAGAAAUACAUCUUCUCACAUUGUGGAGACUCAGCGAAUGCGUUGAAUGUUACAAUAAUGGAGUGGUUGGUGUGCAACGGUGCACCUGUCGGAUGAAUUUAAAUAAUAUUUUGGACCACCA